Kluyveromyces lactis is the source of this 972-nucleotide messenger RNA. RefSeq names its product DNA 5'-adenosine monophosphate hydrolase (gene HNT3). The record is from RefSeq and is a predicted model, not a curated record. The transcript has a single exon. Gene Ontology annotation, cellular component: nucleus. Gene Ontology annotation, molecular function: single-strand break-containing DNA binding; single-stranded DNA binding; mismatched DNA binding. Gene Ontology annotation, biological process: single strand break repair; double-strand break repair. The coding region runs from base 1 to 972 and encodes 323 amino acids. Lineage: Eukaryota; Fungi; Ascomycota; Saccharomycetes; Saccharomycetales; Saccharomycetaceae.
AUGGAUGAGUGCGGUCCAAUAUAUGUUAUAGAAUGGAAGGAAAGUCCAGGCGAUCAAUGGACUAUCUCAGAUAAAUCGGGGUUUACGACUCAUUUAUUCAAAUUAAAUGAAGACGCCAACAAAGAUAUUGUGUACUGUAAACAUUGCCGAAAGCAGUUCAUCGGCAAGAACAGAGAUUUAAUUGGUUUCCAUAUGAACAAAAUCCAUCCACAAAUCACAACUGGAAUGACUUAUAAUCAGUAUCUGCAGAUUUUCAAACCCACUUAUGUACCAAACGCCCAUGGUGACGAGAAAAACAGGGAGAACUCGUUCAGCAUAGGUCUCAGACCGUACGUUUUGUGUCCAGAACGAUUGCCUGAAGUACUCUACUUUGACGACAUAGCGACCAUUAUACAUGAUAAGUUCCCUAAAUCUGAAGAACAUUUUUUAGUUUUGCCAAGAAGUCAUAAGAUCAGCAAUUCUCAUCCCACCACAAUCGACAAUGGCAUCAAGGUGCAGCUUCAAUGGCAUAUUGAUUGGGCUAAACGAUUCUGUUGGACUCAAUUCAUAAAAAAAUAUGACAUAAAAGAUAUAUCCUUGAAAGAGAAAGAAGCUUUCUUGGCGAAUUUUGUCCAAUCAGGAGUACAUAGCACUCCAUCAAUGGCUAAUACACAUAUACAUGUCAUGACAAGAGAUUUCCAUAGUAAGAAAUUAAAGCACAAAAAGCAUUUCAACUCUUUCAACUCCCCGUUCUUUAUACCAUGGGAUGAACUACCUGUGUUGGACUUGCCUGGUGACAAGGAGCUAUCCGAAAGGUAUAUCAAGAACUUUGAGAUGAUAUGCCCCUAUUGUUCCACUAACUUCAAGAAUCGGUUUGCAAAGCUUAAGGAGCAUCUAGCAGAUGAGUUUAAUAUGCGUUUCGUGUCAAAAAAAGGUUUAAUAACUGCAGAUAGGGCUAUUUCAUCGUUUAAUAGAUUUACUAAUGAUUCAUAA